AACGAUGGAAAUGAAGAGAUCAAUGCACUUUCGAGUCCGACGCCGCAAGAACAAGGCGCGGCGGCACGUUCGUAGAGGGACUGAAAGGGACCACGAACUGAAAGGGACCACGCAGGAGGGAGUUGACGUAGUCGACGAUCGCACGCUGUCGAGUGCUCUCAUGGAUCGCUUCGCGGGUCCGACCGAGGCAGCAUGCGACCAACUGCAACUGCAGGAGGAUGCGAGGCUUCUGCAAAGGCUGAAGCAGGAGCUGGAGCAGCCGACCGCAACGUUGCUGGAGAGGCGCCAACUGCUGCCCAUCUUCGGCCAGCUCAAGAUUUUAUCGAGGAAACAGCACAUCCGCACGGCCAUCGGCCCAGAAGGCAUCCGGUCUCUGAUCAGGCACUUGAUCGAGUCCAAGCAUCUCGCCAAGGUCGCGGCCGAGGGUGCCAAUGUCAUCCUCAAUGUGUGCUACGAGAAAUCGAAUGUGAAUGUGGUGCUGGAGUCCGGUGGCACGUCGACGCUGGUGAGUUUUCUGUCUUCGGACGAUGAAGAACUUCAGGCCAAUGCCGCUGGCGCGCUGCAGAGCAUUUGCUUCCAACCAGAAGGUCGGGUGAUCGUGCGGAAUCUGGGGGCGAUCCCUGCGCUGGUGAAGCUUCUGGACGUUCCGUCGGUCAAUGUCAAGGCCCGUGCCGUCGGAGCAUUGCACAAUAUGAGCUCUGAUGUGUACGCCAUCCGCGUCAUGCGUCGGAAAGGAGGAAUCAAGUCGCUCGUUAAAUUGCUGCGCUCUGAGCAUUCGUCAGUUUGUGGCUCGGUCGCAGGAGCUCUACAAAAUGUGUCCCGUGAAAUCGCAAGCCGAUUGAUCAUUAGGGAGAGCCAGGCAUUGCCUCUCUUAGUAGGCUUACUGUCACAUUCCGAAGUGCAAGCACAGGUAAGUGCUGCUGGAGCAUUACUCAAUGUUUUGGGCCCAGAGAUGAACGAGACUUGUGCCUCCCGCAAUGCCAUGGACAAAAAACGAAAAGCCUUUGUUCGCACUGUGACCUCCAUGCUUGUGGCAAGCCUUGUUUACGACGCCUGUUUCACUUCAGGUCCUUCAAAGGACUCGUAUUCAUUCCACCAACUGAAACAUGCAAGUGACCCUUGCAGCCAGGGCUCUAGUUCUGGAGUCUAGAUCGAGAUUUUGAAUUAGAUGAGGAAGCCUUUGUACGGUUUGAUCUAUCCUUCCAGGCGCGAGAAAUUCGAGUAUUAAAAAUUCGGGAGAUGGCGCCUUUAGCAUACUUGACCUACACUAAUCUGAAAAUCUGUUAACCUAAACUAAUCUGAGAAAUCUGACGCGGAUCACACAGAGAGUCGCUGUCUACCCUGAGCC
Messenger RNA from Marchantia polymorpha subsp. ruderalis, 1348 nucleotides. Lineage: Eukaryota; Viridiplantae; Streptophyta; Marchantiopsida; Marchantiales; Marchantiaceae. The record is from the annotation of a GenBank genome assembly.